Molecule: messenger RNA, 3082 nt
Organism: Frieseomelitta varia
Lineage: Eukaryota; Metazoa; Arthropoda; Insecta; Hymenoptera; Apidae
Gene: Galphaq
Product: guanine nucleotide-binding protein G(q) subunit alpha
Exons: 7
Coding region: 16-990 (324 amino acids)
Biological process (GO): phospholipase C-activating dopamine receptor signaling pathway; adenylate cyclase-modulating G protein-coupled receptor signaling pathway
Cellular component (GO): heterotrimeric G-protein complex
Molecular function (GO): G protein-coupled receptor binding; GTPase activity; guanyl nucleotide binding
Source: RefSeq, a predicted model, not a curated record
CGAUGGAGAUCGUUAAUGAUUUACGAAUUUACGUUGUGUGUUGCAGGUACUGGCGAAUCCGGCAAAUCCACCUUCAUUAAACAGAUGAGAAUCAUCCACGGGUCUGGUUACUCGGACGAUGACAAGAGAGGGUUCAUUAAACUCGUAUAUCAAAACAUUUUCAUGGCCAUGCAGUCCAUGAUCCGGGCGAUGGACCUCCUCAAGAUCCAGUAUGCCUCAUCUUCGAAUAUAGAGAAAGCCGAACUCGUGCGAAGCGUGGACUUCGAAACAGUUACAACGUUUGAAAGUCCAUACGUAGAAGCAAUCAAAGAUUUAUGGGCGGACAGUGGUAUCCAAGAAUGUUACGACCGUAGGCGAGAAUAUCAGCUCACAGACUCCGCUAAGUAUUAUCUUAGUGACCUAGAACGUAUCGAAAAGCCCGACUUCCUUCCUAGCGAACAAGACAUUCUUCGGGCUCGAGCUCCUACUACUGGCAUUAUAGAAUAUCCGUUUGAUCUGGACUCCAUCAUAUUUAGGAUGGUAGACGUUGGUGGACAGAGAUCAGAAAGAAGGAAGUGGAUUCACUGUUUCGAGAAUGUCACAUCUAUUAUCUUUUUAGUAGCUUUAAGUGAAUAUGAUCAAAUUUUGUUUGAGUCUGAAAAUGAGAAUCGAAUGGAAGAAAGUAAGGCAUUGUUCAAAACAAUUAUUACAUAUCCUUGGUUUCAACAGUCCUCUGUUAUUCUGUUCCUAAACAAGAAAGAUCUGCUCGAAGAGAAGAUUAUGUACUCUCAUCUUGUUGACUAUUUUCCUGAAUAUAAUGGCCCACAAAGAGAUGCCAUACCUGCUAGAGAAUUCAUUUUACAGAUGUUUGUCGACUUGAAUCCAGAUAUUGAGAAGAUUAUAUAUUCACACUUUACGUGUGCUACAGAUACAGAAAACAUCAGAUUUGUAUUUGCAGCAGUGAAAGACACCAUUCUACAGUUAAACUUAAAAGAAUAUAAUCUGGUUUAGAUGGCAAUACACAAAAUUCAGGAUGGACUCAAGAAUUUUUUCUUAUACCCUGACCAAGGUAUCAGUGUGAACUCUAUUAAGUUAGAAAAUGGGGAAUAUGAGAAAGGCAGAAAAUGAACAGUAAUUUGUGGUGCCAUCAGCGUAUUGUCGCUGCUCCAUUACAAGUGUACCAACUAAUGAGUAGUAAAAUUUAUAAAACGGAGGUAACAGCGAUGAACAAAUAUGGACCUAAAUCUGAGCGUUAUACGUUCUUUCCUAACCUUCUCACUGUCAAUACCAACAAAUUGAUUUAGUUUCGUACUCUAUUUGUUGAAUUUAUUACCUUUUUAUAGAUUAGUUUAGUCAAUCAUGCCUGGCUGACUGCGUAAUCAUCUAAUUUUUAUAUAAUAAUACCACGAGCAACACAAAAAUAAACGUAUAAGAUAGAGUGCAGCCAUGCCAUACAAUGUCUGUCCAAGUGUUCAUCUCAAAUCAAGAGAUCUCAGCAAGAAACUGAAGAGAAGAGGGACAAAUGCUUUUUAAUCACAAGUAGUCUGUGACACAAGUGAGAGCAAUUCUAGUGCCAUUUACUAGUGUGGUGUUUUUAUUGCAGUCCUUUCUUAGAUGCAAAAAGCCAAAGUGUUUUUUUAUCUGUGCCAGAAGCAAGUAAAAGUUUUUUCUGCAUGUGACUCAAAUUCAUAAUUCAUCGUAUAAAUAUUGUUAUAUAUAAUAUAUAAAAUGAAACAUAGGUUAGCAUUGAAGAAAGCAACAUAAAAUCAGCAAAAAGGAAACUUUACCACCCUUCAAUAUUAAGAAAUUAUUAGAAAAAACAUCUGUUCGAUGUGAUUUUAGGUAAUUAGGAGGCGAAAGAUUGCAGAUUCUUCUGCUGUCUUUUUUCUCCGUAGGCUGUGUACAGAAUGUGAGGGCUGCGAUCUCAUACCAUACAGUUAUAGUUUCAGCGAUCUACGAACGAUGUAAAAGUCUUAAUUACAGCACUAGUUUUCCUUUCAUCCAGCCCUCACUUAUUGACACAGCGUCGCGCAGCUAGGGACAUAGUUGAAGAACAUAUGGCCCUGGCUUGCAUUGUAUCCACAUUACAGUGUACGUAUGUAUGAACUGCUCACUGCCUGCGCUCGCUCUUGCUGGCUAGCGCGCUGCCCACUGCUUGUAUUCUCUAAUGGUUCGAUUAACUGCUGUUUGUGCCACCUUUUGAUGUUCUAUCGAAAGAACAUUUGCGCAAAGGUGAUAGAAACUGCUGUGCACAACCUGGAGAAUACUUGCAACAUAAACUUUACGGUGUUGGUCAAAUCAGUGAAUUAGGGUGUGACGUUUGGAUAUAUGUAGCCUGAAUGUCUAACCCUGAUACUGCUAACACUGCACGCACACUGGGCAGCAUAUGUCAUACCUACUUUGGUUGAAACACUGAGUUUAUAAAGAAAAAAAUAUAUAAAUACAUUGAAUGAAAUAUAAUGUUAAGAGAUAAUAACAAAUAAUAUUGAAUAAUAAUAAUAAUAUUAGUAAUAAUAAUAAUAUAAUAAUAAUAAUAUUAAUAUUAAUAAUAUUAAUAAUAAUAAUAAUAAUACUGCUUGGUUUUCAGUGAAAGUGUGAUUAAAGAGAGCAAGUGGCAAUGAGGGAGAGGAGAUAAAUGUGUAUUCAAAGUGAGAAUAAUGAUAGUGAAAAUGAAAGAAAGAAAGAAAGAAAGAAAGAAAGAAAGAAAGAGAAAAAUGGGAGAGAGAGAGAGAGAAAGAGAAGGAACGAGUGAGGGAGGGAAUGGCGGGGGAGAAAGGUUGAAAGAAUGAGAGUGAGAAUGAAUGAAUUUAAAUGUACGAUAUGUAUGCAGCAUGCGUGAAACAUUUUAACAAAAAAUAAAAAAAUUGGUUGAGACGAACAGGCUUUCUUUCGCCUGAUUCGUGAUCGAGCGAGUGACGCGCAAAUUUGUGGCUAUAGUUCAUUUGUAAAUCAUUUUUUGUCAAAAGUAUACAUUUUUCUGAAAGCAUAAUAUGUUGGGUAUUCUUUCUGUGUGUAUAAAAUGUAAACACCUACCAAGCCCAAAAUGAAAUCAAUGUUUCUAACUUAUUUAUAAUAAAUAAUAUACAUUAAUGAUAAAAAUAAA